Molecule: messenger RNA, 3820 nt
Organism: Eremomyces bilateralis CBS 781.70
Lineage: Eukaryota; Fungi; Ascomycota; Dothideomycetes; Eremomycetales; Eremomycetaceae
Exons: 7
Coding region: 357-3578 (1073 amino acids)
Biological process (GO): protein N-linked glycosylation; oligosaccharide metabolic process
Cellular component (GO): endoplasmic reticulum membrane
Molecular function (GO): Glc3Man9GlcNAc2 oligosaccharide glucosidase activity
Source: RefSeq, a predicted model, not a curated record
UCGAUCGAGAAUCUGACUGACAAGCCCGAAAAUCACGCUUUCCAUAAUUAGGUAGUUAUCGAAGAAUUUCUGGGUACCUUAUCUGUUGAGCGAUCCCCUGUCAUUUGUUCCAGUUUCAAGGAAAGUGCGGUAGGCGUUCCUGCAUAUCAUCCCACUUGAUAUUUGCCAUGAGAACAGACCGGACGCGCCCCGCUAUCACAUCCCUUCGUCUAUGAUCUCUUCUCUUCCGGAUUCUUCUCCAUCUCCUUCUUGUUCAUAGGACUCAUAGAUUCGUGCAUAUACCCUUACAUCUUGUCUCAUUACCGAGUAUCCUGCAGUGCCCCGCCACAUAUACCCUUCUCCCCAUACCUAGCAGCAUGGUUCUCGUUGAGGGGAAGGAAUAUCUGUGCACUGAAGAGACCAGACUGAAAGAAGACCGCGAAAGGACAAAGUACUGGAAGAAAUGGGGCCCAUAUACCGCUGAACGACAGUGGGCAACAGUGAGAGAGGACUACUCUGCCGAUGGAGACGCUUGGAGCCACUUUCCUCACGACGAUGCGCGAUCACGAGCCUACAGAUGGGGCGAGGACGGUAUCGCUGGCGUCUGCGAUACCCACAGCCUCCAGCACAUCGCCUUCUCCUUCUGGAAUGGAAAAGACCCGUACCUAAAAGAGCGGCUGUUUGGUCUCUCGAAUCCUCAAGGGAAUCAUGGCGAGUCAAUCAAGGAAGCCCACUUUCACCUAGACAAUACCCCGACGCAUUCAUACAUGAAAUACUUGUAUAAAUACCCUCAACAGGCCUUUCCAUACGACGACGUGAUCAAAGAGAACGCUAGACGAACUAGAAACGACCGAGAAUACAAUAUCCUAGACACCGGGAUCUUCGAUGAGGAUGACUAUUGGGAUAUCUUUAUCGAAACGGCAAAAGAAGCCGAUGAUCCCGACGAACUACUGUUCCGAGUGACGGCGUACAAUAGAGGAUCACAGCGAGCACCUUUACAUAUCAUUCCUCAUGUCUGGUUCCGCAAUACUUGGGCCUGGGGCCGGGAAGAUGAGUCCAAAAAGCCUAACAUUCGACGGUUGUCCCCCCUUGUCGCGGUAUCAAGCCACCACAAGCUUGGAGAUCGGUAUAUCCAGAUGGCGCCGUCUCCUGGCAUCGGCCGGAGUGGUGAAGAUAUCCAACCGUCCCUCAUAUUCACUGACAAUGACACGAACUACAUGCGUCUAUACAACGCAGACGAGAAUAAGACUCCUUUCGUCAAGGAUGCCUUCCACCGGUAUAUCGUCGAUGGCGAAACCGAGGCGAUCAACCCCGACAAAACUGGAACAAAGUCUGCAUCGUGGUAUGAGUUCAACGAAGACGGAGGUGUGGCUCCAGGGGAGUGUGCUGUGGUAAGAUUCCGCGUCAGCAAGCGAUACGAAGCCGACUACUUCGACGAAGAGCUUUUUGACGAUAUCAUCGAACGCCGACGGGAAGAGGCGGACGAGUUCUACUGGCGCAUUAGUCCGAUGCCCAUGUCGGAAGACCUACGCAACGUUCAACGACAAGCAUUCAGUGGCAUGUUGUGGUGCAAGCAGCACUACCUGUUCAUAUGGGAUCAGUGGGCAAAUGGGGAUCCGUCCAUGCCACCUCCUCCACCCGAGCGCAUCAAGGUACGGAAUUCAGGGUGGAAACACAUCCACAUGGAUGAUAUUUUGUCCCUUCCAGACAAGUGGGAGUACCCAUUCUUUGCCGCAUGGGAUUCGGCAUUCCACUGCAUCCCGUUGGCAAUGAUUGAUCCCGACUUCGCCAAGAAGCAGCUUGACUUGUUCACGCGCGAAUGGUACAUGCAUCCGAACGGUCAAUUACCAGCAUACGAAUGGAAUUUCGGAGAUGUCAACCCCCCAGUCCAUGCGUGGGCACUGUUCCGAACGUUCAAGAUCGAGCGGAAGAUGUAUGGCCGCGAAGAUAUCGACUGCCUCGAGCGUGUAUUCCAGAAGUUGCUCAUGAACUUUACAUGGUGGGUCAAUCGGAAGGACUUCGAAGGAAAGAAUGUUUUCGAAGGCGGUUUCCUUGGUCUGGAUAACAUUGGUCUUUUCAACCGUUCCGAUCCUCUACCGACUGGAGGCACUCUCGAGCAAGCAGACUCGACAGGCUGGAUGGCGUUUUACUGCUUGGGUAUGCUCAACAUUGCUUUCGAGCUUGCCAAGUAUCGAAGCAUCUACGAAGACAUUGCCACCAAGUUCUUCGAGCAUUUCAUCUUGAUCUCCGAAGCGAUGCAGUAUCGGACCGAAAGCGAGUCUAAAAGCCUAUGGAACGAAGAAGACGGCUUCUACUACGACGCCAUCAGCUGGGGAGAUCAACAUUCCAUACAAAUGCCAGUCAUGAGCUUGGUCGGGCUGAUCCCAAUGUUUGCAACUCUAACACUCGAGCCGCAGCUGAUCAACAAAUUCCCGAACUUCAAAAAGCGCCUCAACUGGUUCAUCGAGAAUAAAGCCGAUGUCGCCGAGAGAAAUCUUGCCAGCAUGAAGAUUCGUGGCAAGGAUGAUAGAAUACUGCUCAGUCUCAUGAGCAAGGAACGACUGGUCCGCACGUUGGAACGCAUGCUUUCCGAGACACACUUCUUGUCCGACCAUGGUAUCCGAAGCAUGAGUAGGCACCAUAAGGACAGACCCUACAGUAUGGACGUCAACGGUCAGAAGUUCGAGGUCGCAUAUCUUCCUGGUGACUCAGACUCGGGGCUCUUUGGCGGGAACUCUAACUGGCGUGGACCGAUCUGGAUGGCCCCGAAUUUCCUUCUCAUUGAGUCUUGUCUCCGCAACCACAUGUUUUACGGAAACUCGCUCCAAGUGGAAUGUCCUACGGGAUCAGGAAACUAUAUGCAUCUUGGUCAUGUCGCUGAAGAGCUCCAGCAUCGUCUGACCAACAUGUUCAUGCGCGAUGAAACCGGACGACGCGCCGCCAACGGCGGCAACGAGACACUGGACUACGACCCCAACUGGCGGGACUGUGUUUGGUUCUUUGAGUUCUUCGAUGGAGAUACUGGCCGCGGUCUUGGAGCCAGUCAUCAGUGCGGCUGGACCGGGUUGGUUGCAAAGAUGAUCCACGAUACAGGUAUCAACUGCCGCCUCCCCCAAACACCACGCACCCCCUCCACAGCCGCUCAACACUACUUCGAUGAUGUGUUCACCCGCUCUCUCCGCUACUCCGCAGCAAACCCACCUACCACACCUGGCGGCACCAAGCCAUCCCACAUCCGGCGCUCCUCCUCCUCCCGCUCUAUCGGCGCGCGCACCGACUGGGACACCAAUGGUGCUGCCACGCCGCAUGCUCGUCUCAUAUCCAAUGGCGCGCGCACGCCUCGACUUGGCGACCAUGUGAUUGAUGAGGAGGACGAGAUUGACGAUGAGGAGGACGACGACGGACUGUACUUCGCGGCGCCGCAGCGGUCGAACAGUGUAGGGAUUCUAGAUACGGAAGCGUUGAAGAAGCGGGAAGAGGCGGAUCAGCAUGUGCAUCGGCAUGUGAGUCGGCGGCUGGAGAGGCUGAGGACUGCUUUUGGGCGGGAAGACGAAGACGUUAGUGGUGGGGUGGGCGAUGAAAUUGAGGCAAGGCACUGAGGUUGUGGCUGAAAUGAUCUCGACGCUUUGAUAAGAGGGAGAGCAGAAUUGCAUAUGGAGCAGACGAUUGGGGGCGUAAGGGACAGUAAGAGGUGCAAUAGAUCGACCCUCGAAGAACGGUCAUAGGACGAUAGUAGUAUGGAUAGAUCGAGAAUGAUUUUUGAGACGGUAUUUCUUCUCUAUCAUAGACUAUUGAUCCUGCUGCAGUAUCAACCUGUUGAGACGACUCGUUUCCCCCAGGA